Cladocopium goreaui is the source of this 699-nucleotide messenger RNA. The record is from the annotation of a GenBank genome assembly. NCBI's taxonomy places the organism in Eukaryota, Dinophyceae, Suessiales, Symbiodiniaceae.
AUGAAAGCUUACAACCUCAAGCUUGGCAGCUACUACACUCACAAGCCACAGAAGGUCAAGUACCAUGACAACAAGCUCUGGCAGCUCACCAAAGUGGAAGCAGAUUCUGCCCAUUUUGUGCACCAGCCUCUGAUUGGACCACAGGAGACCAAGACUGUGGACCAUGAAGAGCUUAAGAGGUUCAGAGCUUAUGACAAGGAGCUGCCACAGCUCUUUCCAGCUGCUGACCUGGACGCUUUGAAGCCCCAAUUGUCAACCAACCUGGAAAAAGAGAUGUUGACAUGUGAAGCCCAAAUGGCACUCUACCAGAACUACUUCCAGAAAGAUCCCUGGGAGAAUGGUUCCUUAGUGAUGGCUCUCCACCUCUCUGGGAUUUGGGUUGCCAAAGCUUUUGGCAAAGGGAAGCUUCAGCUUGUGGCAUUUGGCAUGCUCCAGUUCCAGAUCAUGUCUCCCAAGCUGGACCUGAAAGAGAAAGAGGGCAUGGUAGUGCCAUAUUUCCACAUCAAGCCACACCAAGAUCCCAGUGUGUGCAACAUGGAAGCCUUUGUGCAAAAGGUUGGCGAUUUCCAAGUGCCAGGCUACAAGAACUUCAAGAAAGUGGAGCAGGGUGACCAGCUGUUCUACCACAAGGAGCCCAAUGAGGAGGAAGCACCUGCUGAAGCUGCCCCAGCCCCCAAGAAAGCCAAAAAAGCAGCAUAG